CGUUACGGCUGUGAUGGUCAUUUGUCAUCUCUCUGAUGUCCAUUGUGUCUCUUCUCUAGUAGAAACAGUAGUAAGAGUAACAGUACUAGCACACUCUUAGUAGUAGUAGUAAUCAUAGUUGUAAUAGUUGUAGCACAGCAGUAAAGCAGAAGAUGAAGUAUUUGAUGUAGAUGAGCAGCAGUGGCUGUCACAUUUCCCUGCAUAUGGCGCUCUGUGCUGGACAAACAGCUGGCAUUUACCUGGGUGUCAUCCUUCCUCAGGAGGAGGCUCCCUCCCGGCGCUCUGUGGCCGAACUUGCAGGAAGGUUCAGCGGCGCGGCUCCUGUGCACGACGCUGCUGGGAAGGAAACGGAUAAGCCAGUCAGACGACGACCUCCUCGCUCCUUACACAUCCCCAAACCACAUGAAGACCAGCAGGAGCCUCCAGGUGUCACCUCUCCUCAACCUACCAAAGCCAAGAGGAACUCUGCUCUGAUUGAGAAGCUGCAGGCCAACCUCGCUCUCUCUCCAUCCACCUUGCUACCCUCUCCAAAGAGCCCUGGUAUCAGGGUGCUGUCUCCCACAUUCACCUUGCCUUCCUCCACCUCUGCCCCAUCCCCAGCAACCCCCACCACCCCACUAACUGAAGAGGAAGGCCCCGCCACCUUCGAAGCCCCUCUGUCUGCGGUGGAGGGGUCCAUCCUGCAGAGCGUCAACAAGAGCCGACCUCGUCACUCUGUCCGGCGACGCCCUCCGUCCCGCCGUCACAGGAAGUCCAGCAGUGGAGACGAAGUCGGCGUUACCAAUGGCGUAGCAAACACAACUCAAGAUGAGACAACAACAGGAGAAGAAAGAGGCGAGGAGGAGGGACGAGGAGGAGGAGAAGGAGAGGUUUUCAAGAAAGAAGGUGAAACAGAUGAGGUGGUGGAGGACAAGACAGACACUUCAAUGUGUCCUGAGAAAACUGAAGAAGGUCAGAAAAGGACUGAGCCCAAAGAAGAUUAUGAGGAGGAGGAGGAGGGCAAGAACAGAUCCAUGGGAGGAGAGGGGGGAUCUUCAUCAGGAAGGAAGGAGGAGGAAGAUCAGGAGAAGAAUCAGAAUGAGGUUUCAACUGAAGUAGUGACAAACACAGACAGCAAAGAAGAAAAGAGUGAGGAGACGCCGAGCCAGAGCUCAGCCCAAUGAGGUCUCAGGUGUUCAGUCGAGUCGGGGCAGCUGUGACGAGGCCCUGGUACUGGGAGGGAGACUCUGCAGCAUUGAGGCCUGAUGGGAAAGCUCUGAGUCUGGACACUGGAACAUGAAGGAAACUGCCACCGCAGUUUUUUCCUCCCUGAUGUGUUGAGGAUGAACUGAGGAGACUGUCUCAGGACCUUUGUCUUGUAAACAAUCACUGCUAUAGUUCUGAAGUGAUUUAAGCACAAAGCUGAACACGACUGAUGUGAAUGUGUUUUUAUUAAUCCUCAACUCGAAGUCUUUUUACACUGGAUUUGUUCCUUUUUGUAAGAAUAAUAUGUGAUGAUGCUACUAUGUUUUCUUGCUGUUCGGUGGCUUCGGCGCGGAUGACGACGAUGGUGUACGAUUGUUGGUGUCCAGAUGUGUUAAAGUGCCAAGGCUUUUUAGAGUUGUACAACCAAAUGUAAAAUGCCAAAUAAAGAUAUGUGCUCGUCUUUUA
Monopterus albus (swamp eel) is the source of this 1650-nucleotide messenger RNA. RefSeq names its product duboraya (gene dub). The record is from RefSeq and is a predicted model, not a curated record. The transcript has 6 exons. Lineage: Eukaryota; Metazoa; Chordata; Actinopteri; Synbranchiformes; Synbranchidae. The coding region runs from base 171 to 1163 and encodes 330 amino acids.